This is a messenger RNA of Pseudogymnoascus destructans, 1536 nucleotides long. RefSeq lists its product as uncharacterized. Bases 1 to 1536 code for a protein of 511 amino acids. Lineage: Eukaryota; Fungi; Ascomycota; Leotiomycetes; Thelebolales; Thelebolaceae. The transcript has 2 exons. The record is from RefSeq and is a predicted model, not a curated record.
AUGGCUGCGGUAUCCGCACCGCAAGCCACAGGCGCGCUGACACCUCCUACGAGCUCUGAUGGGAAUGCGAGCGCGUGGGAUUACUCCGUACCAUCUGGAAACCAGCAAUCUACAUUUCCCCGCCAGCAACACGACGAGACCUCUCACGCAGAGCGAAAGCAAAUGACUCCCCAUCCCAACGGCUCUACGCGCCGUAAUGAUGCAGCAAGGCAAUCUAGAUCAAAUUCAGUCGCUGAGCCAGUUCACGCGCCCCCACGCUUGAACAACCUCACCAAAAAAGGCAGCAUGAGUGGAACGGACAGCCCAUCUGACAGUCUAGUCGACCUCUACAGCUCUGGACCUGGAAAGAGUGCAGCCAACGGUGUGGAUCAUAGCGAGCGGGGACGAGAAGAAAAUAGCGGAGCUUCAUAUCAUGAAGACGACCCUGGUUGGAUACAUAGGGACAAACUGGCACGGAUCGAGAGCCGCGAACUACAGGCAGCUGGGAUCAUACUCCCCCGCACGCGGGCAUACAGCAGGAGGAACAGGAGUCGAGAUACGUCGGCCACUGGUCUGCACAGAAACGAGCAACACCCGGUAAAGCAGCAGCGCGUCGAAAGCCCAACCGCCGAAGAGCUGGAAGAUGACGACUCUGGAUGGGAUCCACGAACGCCAGAAGAAAUCGCAGCGGAUGCCAACCCCAGUUAUCGUGGCUACGGUUCUCUCUCGAAGGGCUCGUCCAAGAUACCGCUCGCUCUGACGAGCCCCGCGCCAAUACCCUGGGAGUACCUCGAGCGCGACGCACCUAUACAACGCAGCCGUAGCGCCGUAUGGGGCGGCGAAGACGACUCCAUUGCCAACCCCCUACCCCGCGCGAAAGCUUCCUCCGAGGAACCCCUCUUCCAACCCACCCCAACUACCACCCCGUCCGCGCCAAAACGCUUCGCCUCCACCGAUAGCUCCCCCAAGAAGUCCGCCAACGCGACACCUACAAACCGCAAGAUGUCUGCCACUAGCGUGACCUCAAAGCCCCCGCUCACCCAACAAACCCAGAAACAAAAGGGACGCUCCGGCUCCAACAGUCGCCCGACGACCCGUUCCGGCGAAAUCAAGACCCCUGAGGGUGAUCCGCCGUGGCUCGCAUCAAUGUACAAGCCUGACCCGCGCCUACCACCCGACCAACAGCUCCUCCCCACAGUCGCGCGACGCCUGCAGCAGGAACAGUGGGAGAAGGAGGGCAAGUUCGGGAACGUAUACGACCGCGAUUUCCGACCCCUCAACGACGACGAGAUCAAGAUGCCCGAAGCCGCAGCUGUGGCGCCAGAGGAGCAACCCGAGGCGAAACAGGAAGAGCUGCCACAAUGGCCGCUGAGAAAGGCGAGAAGCCCCGAGCCGAGUCACUCGGGUACGUCAAGCGGUUAUUCCACCAUGCCGCGCAUCCAGAACGCGCCGCCGAGCAGGAUACAGUCGCCGAUGCUGGCGCAGUUCCCCGUGCACGGAUUCCAGCCGGAGGUGCCCGAGAAGAACAAGGGCUGCGGAUGCUGCGUCGUGAUGUGA